AUGUUAAAUGGUGCUGAAAGAAAAUGGACAAUAACUACAUUAAGGAAUAGACUGAAGGAAUAUAUAGCUGCACGAGAAAAGUCAGACAAACGGCAGUUUGAUACAAAACCAAAGAUACCACAAAAUAAAUCGCUGUAUCGUGGUUCGGAGAGUGAUCGAAUACCAAAUAAAUCAAACUAUGGUUAUAAAGCAAUAAGUUCGGCUGAGGCUUUGGUUGCAAAUACAAAGAAACUAACGCCGCAGCAAUCAAAACCAAGUAAAGAUUACUCGGAAAUGUGUAGAUACUGCGCAAAACAUCACUGGAGUGACGAGUGUCUACAGUACCGGACACUCAGUGCGCGUAAACAAGUGCUUAAGGAGAGUUGUUUUAGAUGCUUAAAGGUUGGACAUAAAACAGCAGAGUGUAAGAAGAACAAAGUGUGUGUCUAUUGUGGGGAGAGAAACAGCCACCAUAGAAGUCCAAAGCGCUUCAAGAGUUCUGAAUCUGGUGUUCCUUUAACGGAAGGGUUGCCAAUGACACAAAAAGGUGAUAUUCCAGAGGAAAACGUUCUUGUCUCUUCAGGAGAAAUGGUACUAAUGCAAACGGCGAAAACGGAAGUUAAAGGUGCAAAAAGUGACAGACACAGAGUCGUGAGAAUGCUCUUAGACUCUGGUUCUCAGAGGUCAUAUGUUUCGGAGGCUUUAGCUCGAAAAUUAAACCUAAAACAAGAAGGAAAAGAGGAAAUCAAUGUUAUGACGUUUGGUAGUGAUAAAUCCAAAGUUGUGAAAACAAAGAUAUCUACAAUGGAACUUAAGUUAAAAACGGGUGAUUAUAUGACAAUAUCGGUGAAUAUUGUGCCUGUGAUCAGUGGAAAUAUUCAAAGGCAACCCAUGAAAGGGCUAUCCGAAAAUGCCAAUCAUUUGUUGAAAUCAGUGGAUUUGGCAGAUGACAUUGCCGAAGACAGUGAAUUGUGCCAAAUUGAUCUACUCAUCGGUAAUGAUUACUACUUGGACAUUGUGCUUAGUCAAAAACUUGAAGUUCAACCAGGAUUAUAUUUACUUAGUUCCAAAUUUGGUUGGAUACUUACCGGACGUACACAGGAAGGUGUCCAUGACAGAAAUGACGUCAACAUGUUAAUUAUGACGUAUGGUACAAAGUUUAAUGAAAUCACCGCAUUCGUUUCCACCGAUGAUUGUUUACCGAAAGUGCCAGAUUUAGAAGAUUUCUGGAAAAUCGAAUCCAUCGGAAUCAAUGAUUGUCCAACGCUUUCUAGUGACGAAAAAGCAAUGUCAGCAUUCAAAAAUACGCUUCAAUUCUCUGAUGGACGUUAUCAAGUUAAAUGGCCCUGGAAGGACGAAUCACAAGAUCUACCAGUAAAUCGCCAACUAGCUAUGGGACGACUGCGUUCGACAAUUGCUCGAAUGAAAGAUAAACCGGAGUUAAUGAUAAAGUACGACAGUGUGAUACAGGACCAACUGACCAAAGGUAUCAUCGAAAAGGUCAACGCAAGGACUGGUAAAAUGAUACAUUACUUACAACACCACGCAGUGAUUACUCCGUUGAAAACAACCACGAAAAUGAGAGUAGUCUACGAUGCGUCGGCAACAUCUAGAUCCUGUGACAAGAGUUUGAACGAGUCCCUUUAUAGGGGUCCUGUCUUGCUUCAUGACCUGUGCGGAAUGUUGUUACGGUUUCGUGUUCACAACAUUGCAGUUGUCGCCGACAUAGAAAAGGCGUUUCUCCAAAUAGGAUUGCAACCAAGUGAUCGUGAUGUGACGCGUUUUUUAUGGAUUAAAGAUUGUGACAAGCCUGAAGUUAACAAAGAUACGAUCGAAGAAUAUCGCUUCUGUCGUGUCCCUUUCGGAGUUAUAUCAAGUCCGUUCCUUCUAGGUGCAACCAUAGAAUCUCAUUUGGAUUCGUACGAGUGCGAAUUGUCUGAGAAAAUUAAGAGUGAUAUAUACGUAGACAAUCUAGUAACAGGAGCAAGAAACAUCACAGAAGCAAUUGAGCUUUACAGCGGUACAAAGCAAAUGUUCAAUGAAGCCUCAAUGAACAUAAGGGAAUGGAUAUCUAAUAGUGUUGAAGUGAACACUGUUAUUCGGGAAUCCGAUCGAGCUACUGAAGGUUUAAUGAAGGUUCUUGGACACAUCUGGGAUACAAGCAGUGACACUUUUGGAUUAAAGUCAUCUACAAUGCUUGAAAAAGGUGUACAGACCGAAACAAAACGUACUGUUUUAAAGUCAGUGGCGUCAGUGUUUGACCCCCUAGGACUUUAUUCACCAGUUGUGCUACAAGGUAAAUUGCUUAUGCAAAGUUUGUGGAAAAAGCAAGUUAAAUGGGACAGUGAGCUCGACGAUGAAGUCAAAUGUUUGUGGGAUGAUAUAAAGGCAAACUUGAAAAAGAUAUGUGAGUUCCAGAUUCCAAGAUGUGUGACAUUAAUUGCCAAAGAUAGUGUGAUUGAAACCAGCAUUGUGUGUUUUUGUGAUGCCUCUGCGAAGGCGUACUCUUGUGUGAUUUACCUACAGCAAGAAACCAAAGGUGAUUCAAAGGUAGAAUUAGUGUUUGCAAAAACAAGAUUGGCUCCAAUAAAGGAAUUAACAAUUCCAAAACUUGAUCUUAUGGCGGUUGUAGUUGGUGUAAGGUGUGUGCAAUUUGUGAAGGAACAACUUAGAAUGAAUAUUGACAAUGAGUGUCUAUAUACAGAUUCAAAGUGUGUUUUACAAUGGAUUAAGGCAAAGACGGAAAAGUCAGUAUUCGUCAGAAAUAGAGUGGCCGAAAUACAACACCAUGAAGAUAUUACGUUUCAGUACGUACCAACCAGUCAAAACCCAGCUGAUAUUGCAACCCGUGGGAUAAGUGUAGAAAAAUUGAGAGCAAAUAAUUUGUGGUGGCAUGGUCCACAAUGGUUAAAAGGCCCAUCGGUGCAUCGAAAUAAACAAAGAUCAAGUGAAGUAGUAAGUGAAACAAACAAAAACAAUGAACAAGAAAGUGACACAAAGAAUGAUCAAGAAAGUGAAACUGAGAACGAACAAAAGAGUGAAAUGGAGUUAGUGAGUUGUCCAAAGAAGAAAUUUGAUUGUGAAAAACCGUGCGUGUCACAUGUCAUAGAUAUAGAACGAUUUUCAUCCGCAACUAAACUGAUACGUGUGACAGCGUACGUUCUUCGUUUUGUCAAAAUACUUCGUAAGAAGACGAGGAAAUCAGAGCUCGACGGAUUAAAUAGUUAUGACUUGAACGAAGCAGAGUUAUUGUGGUUGAAAUAUACCCAAAGAAAACACUUUGGUGACGUCAUAAGUGACAUUGCAAACAAAAAACCAAGUAACAUACAACGUCAACUUGGUUUAUAUUUAGACGAGAUUGGCCUUCUUCGUUGCAAAGGACGAUUGGAGAAUUCAAAUAUCAGCUUCGGCUCGAGAUAUCCAGUGUUGAUACCUAAAAAGGACAGAUUCACGGAGCUUCUGAUUGAACGGUCACACAAAGAUCUGUUACACAGUGGUAUAUCACAAACAGUUAGUAAAGUUCGACAAAGAUUUUGGAUACCACAAGGACGAGCAAGUGUGAGAUAUGUUCUAAACAAGUGUAACGUUUGUCGACGAAUAGAGGGUGGUCACUACAAAAUGCCAGAAAUGCCACCCCUGCUGAAGUCACGUGUUAAUGAAAACCCACCAUUUUCUCAAACAGGGUUAGACUACUUCGGUCCUUUGUUCAUAAAAACACACAGUGGUUCGCAAAAAGUAUGGAUUUGUCUGUUCACAUGUCUAGUUACGCGAGCGGUACAUCUCGAAUUGGUGCAGAAUAUGACAACAGGGGAGUUUUUAUUGGCAUUUAGGCGGUUUAUUUCACAGAAAGGCGUACCGACAAACAUAAUAAGUGACAACGCGCUCCAGUUCAAAUCAGCAAACAAGACUUUAGAGAACGUGUUAAAAGGAGUGUUGAAAUCAGAGGAUGUGCAAAGCUAUAUGUCAAAUAAAGGCAUUCGUUGGUUGUUCAUAGUUGAACUUGCGCCAUGGAUGGGCGGUUUUUAUGAGCGACUUGGUGGAUUAGUAAAACGAACACUCCGAAAAACACUCGGACGCAAAUUGAUGACUAGCGUACAAUUGCAAACGUUAUUGAAGGAGAUAGGAGCAGUUAUAAACUCUCGUCCGUUAGUAUACGUUGGUGAAGACAUUAACUCAAGCAUCACGAUAACACCAUCUCACUUUAUUUCACCAAACAUGAAAUUUAGUGUUCCAAACAUAGAGUACAAUGAAGACAGUGACUACAGUCCCAAAAAUAAAAGUGCUAACAAACCUUUAAAUAUUUGGAAAAAGGGACAAAAACUGUUGUGCGCGUUUUGGAAACUUUGGCGGGAUGAUUAUUUAUUAAGUCUUAGGGAGCGAACUCAAUAUAAAUUAAAAAGCAAACGCAUUCAGUCUCAAAAGUCUCCAAACAUAAAUGAUGUUGUCCUGGUCAAGGAUGAUUUACCACGUGGUUGUUGGAGAUUUGGAAAAGUAAAAUCUUUAGUGAAAAGCUCGGAUGGAAAUAUACGAUCGGCAAAACUUCAGUUGCCAUCAGAAUUCGAAGACGCUGUAGCUUCGUUUGAUACGGGAUUAUUCGUUAGCAACCAAAGCACUGUAAAGGCUUCUGGAAGUGGUGUUGCUUCAAGCGCCGUGACUUCCGGUGUGGACAAAAGAGAGUCGUCGGAUAGUGAUUCAUCUUCCGGUACAAAAUCCGGAAGUCAUGGUUCAUCUGACGAAUCUUCUGUUGGUGAGGACACUGACAGUAAUGUUGCCAAUAAUGAUUCCAGCGCCGUCACUUCCGGUAUGGACACCAGUGAGUCGUCAGAAAGUGAGUCUUCUUCCGGUACGAACACCGAAAGUAAUGUUGUCGACAGUGUAUCUUCAAAUGAUGUGAAUAGUGUUCAUGAUGUCGAAAGUGUGUCCCAGGAUAUUUCAGGAUCAGCUAAUAAUGAUGAUGAAAGUGCUAAGACCGUGAAAGAGUGUUAUUCGCCAGAGGUAGUAUGGAUCAGUGAUGACGAAGAGUGUAGUGCACUAGUGCCUUUAAAUAAGUGUAAAAGAAAAGAAAAAGUCUGGAUUAUUGAAUUUAGACAGAUUGUUUCAACAAGGAAUGGAUUACAGGUCAUUGAGAAAAGUGAGGUCACUACCGACCAUUAUGUGCUCGAUGCUUAA
Messenger RNA from Mya arenaria, 5148 nucleotides. RefSeq lists its product as uncharacterized. Gene Ontology annotation, biological process: proteolysis; DNA integration. Gene Ontology annotation, molecular function: nucleic acid binding; zinc ion binding; aspartic-type endopeptidase activity. The transcript has 2 exons. The record is from RefSeq and is a predicted model, not a curated record. Bases 1 to 5148 code for a protein of 1715 amino acids. NCBI's taxonomy places the organism in Eukaryota, Metazoa, Mollusca, Bivalvia, Myida, Myidae.